GUGCAGCAGUGGUGGAUUCCCAAGGUGAAGGUUCGCGCGGCAUCCUCCAGCAGCAGGUGCGAUUGGUGCAUUCCCUGCGCCAUGCUAGACACCAACUGCUCGUGAAGGACGACGUGACUGCCACUCUCUUCCUCUUCACCACACGCUCGUCCGUCCGCGAUUGCUUUUGGAUACGCCUUCUCGAUUCACGCGAGCACAUCACCGACGACGAGGCAAGAGCCAGGGACUGGGAGAAUCGUGAACCCGACGAACGAGGCAGAUGACACCUUGCCCGGCAUACAGCACACGGAUAGUAGAGCGCGGAGGCUAGCUGCUCUGGAGAAUGUGCUGAAAAAGACGGUCGUUGUGAGACACAGCCGCCGUGCAGCAUCAACCGCUUGCCGGCGAAUUGCUGCAGCAGUUUCAGGCCAGCGCUGGCCGCAUCUGCCCGCCGGGGACGUGAAGCAAGGCGGGAGUGCGCAGGCCUGCAUGUUUUCGUGACCACAAUACCACGGGGAUCACUGACUAGGGCUCUGACACCGUCGACGACCCGUCCGCGUGGAGAAGAGCUCCUUGCGACCAUCGUUAUCACGCCAGCGUAGGACAGAAGGUGGUUUGGGCUGCUGCGAUUCAUGGAAGAUGCGAGCUAUCCGGCACACCAAUCGCAAGGGCAUAGGCACACAUUCUCAUCCGUGAGCCAGCAGCAGGUCUUUGCAGCGCUACAAGGCGCGCAGAGAAGGCCUCCAGCUGCGUCACAAUGAGCGUUGAUGCUAGUCUUUCUCAUAUCAGCCCUUCUUCGGCACGUAUAUCUGGUCGAACUUCGACUUCGAACUACCACCCUGCAGGGGGCUCUAUGCCGUACCUGACCCAGCGAUAUGCUUUGCCGAUACAUCAUAAUCAGAGGGGGGAGACAGAAUAUGAAUUGCGGAGGAAAACACCUUCAGGCACGUUGCACGCCGGCUACGAUGCAUCCGGAGCAGAACCCAUUCAGCCCAACAAGCACCAACUGCUCAGCGAAGGCAACACAACGGGACUUUACAACAGCGAGAAGCGUACGUUUUUGCAACACCAGCAGCAACAACAGAAUGCUGGCCUCAGAUCAUGGCAUGCCUCCCCCGUGCUGCCCUCCUGGCCUCAGCCGAGUCAUGUUCAGCAGCAACCGCAUAGUCCGUUUCCCGUGAUGGACUCAAUGCUCAAUCAGAUGCCCAUCCACCAAGGGAUCCAUCCUUACUACAACCAGACUAUUCCCAGCGUGAUCCAGCCAUCCUUUCAGUAUCUGGGUCCAACCGCACCUGGUCCCCAAGGCUCAGGCUUGUAUGGACCAUACUAUUUCCACGAUGGGAGCUAUGUACCGUAUAUCGCAGCCGCUGUGAAGAACCCACACUUUUACCACCAUCCACAUGCAGCUGGGACUUACAUGGGCUCAACGCCGAACUCACAGCUCCGCUACCAGUCGGAUCUAUGGCAACAGCAGCAGCUGCAGUCGAACCAGGGCCUGUGGUCUGCUUCGACAAGUAUGCGUCCUUAUGCCCCACCACCUUUGCAUUCCACAGCUGCACGCCAUGUGCCCCUCGGAGUCGGCCACACAUCGAGCUAUCCAAUUAAUAACAAUAGGCAUGGUAUGGCUAUGCAAGCCUCCACCCAGAGCCCAUCCGCACCCAUACCACCCUUUGACCUCGAUCGACCGAACACGAACCCGGAUGCCCGUCAGCGCGAAGACAUAUUUCGAUGGGCAUUACAGCAAUAUCGGGAGUUGUUGAGCCACAUUCAUCAAACUAGACGACAGCAACAACAGGUCCGGAAUGCGCAAGGUCAACAGCAACAACCUCCAUCGCGGCCGAGCUUCUUCCCGAAGCCACCAAAACCAUCUGCGUCUGGACCAUCUGCAUUGGCGAAAGAUACAAUUGAAGCCGACCAAGUCCACGCCAGCGAUGAUGAGGACCCUCCCCUGCGCAGUGCACAGCCUGAGAGCACGCCGGAUCCGAAUGAAGACGACAGUAUCACGCCGAGGGCAAGGUCGCCCGUGGAUCAGGCUCCUCCAGGAAGAUCACGACGGGCUAGCGAUGGUCCGCGAUUUCUUUCUCGACACAAUUCGCACGAUUCGUCAUAUAGUCUUCAUUCGCCGUCGCAGCCAGAGGCACUAUCGCGCAGAACUUCACAUACGCUGCGCCGGUCCACUGGAUCCUCGAUCGCCUCGAUCUCGUAUUCUGAGGAUGCCGCGACUCUCCGGGCGAAAGUGGCUCUCCACCAUGUGACAGCAGCAUGCCGAGCGACUCGCUGGCAAUGGACGGAUGGGGUGCAACUUGGUGGCUGUCUGGCGUAUGGACUUGGCAACUAUAAGAAAGCACAAAUUUGGUUCAUGCGAGUCCUGGAAAACGAUUCAAAGCACUUGGAAGCGAGGUCGAACCUUGCUGCAUCGUUGCUAGCAUUGGGUCAGCGAGUUGAAGCCGAACAGCACUGGCAGAAGGUCAUAAGGGUGGCCCCUAACCAUUUUGAAGCAGUGGAGCAUUUGAUUGGAUUAUUGUGUUCGGAACAGCGCAGCAGAGACGCGAUCAAGGUCAUCGAGUAUGUGGAGCGGUCCUUGAAGCUGCCUGGACCUCCGUCUGAGGAAAACCGCAAAUCGGCGGACCGUCAGAGCGAGCGCUCGGCUUCGAUUACCAGCAAAUCACCAACACUUUCAGAGCAGUCUGAUCGAGUAUCCUAUGACUUUGAUCCUGACGAAGACCCGUUUGUGCUAGAUGGACAGGACAAUGAGCCAGGAUUCGGGUCCAGCGGCUUUGCUAUUCCAGGUUGCGACAAUGGCCGAAUUCUGGCGCUCAUCCACGCCAAAGGCAACAUGUUGUACGGACUCGGAAACAAUGCUGGCGCAGCCAAGGCUUUUGAGGAUGCUGUGCUCAUUGCAACAGGCCGCCAAUUUGAUGGCAUCCAAAGUCUGGUGAGGCAUAUUCUCAAGGUUGUGUCCGCCGUCACGUUUCGCGAUCAUUCUCAGUCACCACGCGUAUCGACCACAGAGCCGAUUCUGCUAUCUCCGGAGCAGGCACUCUCGACCGCAAGACUAUGCUUUCCAGGCGCUUCCGAGCUGCCCGGACUACAACAUGUGCUGAGCUCAUCGAACAGCUUAGCCAGAAAGGCAGCCAUCUCGACCACGAGCAAUUCGCUGCUAUCGCUGGCCAAGAUCUUCCAAGACGGCAUGUCUAACGCCAGUCGGUCGGCCGGAGUGGUUCCCCUGAAUCAUGGGGUACGAGAUAUCCUUGCGUUGUAUUACUUGUCACUAUCUUUGCAGCCCAGUCCAUCGACUGCGAACAAUGUUGGCAUCUUACUUGCAAGCGUUCAGCAAUCUGCUACGCCUGCAGCAGUGCUUGGUCCACGCCAACGUACCGACAUCCCAGGAGUUGUGCCGGGCAGUGGUAUCGCUUUGGCCUUGCAAUACUACAAUUACGGCUUGCAAUUGGACAGUCAGCAUGCCCACCUGUACACAAAUUUGGGGAGUCUGCUCAAAGACAUUGGCCAGCUCGAUGCAGCUAUUGGCAUGUACGAGCACGCCGUGACAUGCGACGGAAAGUUCGACAUUGCACUCGCCAAUCUAGCUAAUGCUGUCAAAGACAAAGGUAGAAUCAGCGACGCGAUAGGAUACUACAAGCGAGCUGUCGAGGUCAAUCCUGAAUUCGCAGAGGCGGUGUGCGGCCUCGCUAACGCUCUGAACUCCGUGUGCGGGUGGCAGGCGCGAGGCGGCAUAGCUGAGGAUGGCGGCAAGCGCGACCGUUGGCAUGUCGAUGCAGAGGGCAUGUUACUCGAUGCGCGGCAACAUGGCGCUUCGAGCUCUGGCUGGAUCAAGCGGGUGCUCGAUAUCGUUGAACGGCAGCUGGUCGAAGGGGAGACUUGGGGCACAGGGACGCUGAAUACCACACUCAUCGACUACAUGGUCCGGCAGUUCCCCGACUUUGAACAAUCUGCAGAAGACCGGAGAGACCGUGAAGAGCACAUGCGGAAGACUCUCACAAGCUGGGCCGGGAAGAAGUGGGAGGGAGCCCGAAUCACCCGACUCGUUGAACGUGCCACGCGACGUCUGAUGUGGCAGUUCUAUCACGACCUCUACGUCAAGAAGGUCAGGCGGCCCUCUGCGGCAUACAACCGACCCCAGCUACCUGCGGCCCUGUUCGUUCCUACGGCCCCGACGGUCUUGCCGUUUCACACCUUCACUUGCCCAAUGUCUGCCAAGCAGAUCCGCCUGAUCUCGCAGCGCAACGGCUUGCGUAUCUCCGUUUCGACGAUGCGUGCGCCCUGGCUUCCGAAGCAGGUGUUCCCACCCCCAUCGCCGCCCUCCCCUACACUGCGGGUUGGCUACGUCUCAUCCGACUUCAAUAACCAUCCUCUGGCGCAUCUUAUGCAGUCCGUGUUCGGGAUGCACGACACUGAGCGCGUUCGCGCAUAUUGUUAUGCUACGACUGCCAGUGAUAACUCCGUACAUCGUCGACAAAUCGAGGCCGAGGCCCCAGUCUUCCAUGAUGCCAGUACCUGGGGAGCGGAGAGGCUCGUCAAACAGAUUAUCGAAGACCAGAUUCACAUCCUCGUCAAUCUCAAUGGCUAUACUCGAGGUGCGCGCAACGAGGUCUUUGCAGCCAGGCCUGCGCCUAUUCAGAUGUCUUUCAUGGGCUUUGCGGGCACUAUGGGUGCUGAAUGGUGUGAUUAUCUCCUCGCUGAUGAGACGGCAGUGCCACUCGAUACCUUGCGUCCGUGGAGGAGGAAUGUCGAUAUUGAAGACAAAAUUCAGGAUGAGAAUAGUGCCGGGGAGAACGAAGACUGGGUAUAUGGUGAGAAUAUCAUAUAUUCGCGGGACACGUUCUUCUGCUGCGAUCACAAACAAAGCGCCCCUGACGCCAACGAGAGGCAACUCAGUUGGCCCGAAGAACAACGGCGGCGCUGGCAGAUGCGCAAAGAACUCUUCCCGCAACUGGCAGACGACAUCAUCAUCUUCGGCAACUUCAACCAGCUCUACAAGAUCGAACCGACGACCUUCCGCACCUGGCUACGAAUCCUCGCUCGUGUACCCAACUCCAUCCUCUGGCUCCUCCGCUUCCCAGACCUCGGCGAAUCGCACCUCCUCGCCACAGCAAAACUAUGGGCCGGCAAAGCAGUCGCUUCACGCGUCAUCUUCACCGACGUUGCCCCCAAGCAUCUCCACAUUUCCCGUGCUCGGGUAUGCGACCUCGUCCUCGACACGGCCGAAUGCAAUGCGCAUACCACAGCAGCUGAUGUCCUCUGGAGCGGCACCCCUCUCCUCACUCUUCCCCGCUACCCAUAUAAAAUGUGCAGUCGCAUGGCAGCCAGCAUUCUCAAAGGCGCCCUCCCCAAAAACGAAGAAGGUCGCCGCGCAGAAAAGGAACUCAUCGCGAAGAACGAAGAAGAUUACGAAGAGAAAGCUGUAGCUUUAGGCAAAGGCUUCAAAUAUUUGAUCUCCUCUUCUCAUGGACGAUGCGACGGAAGAGGUGAAGGUCGAAUUAUGGAAUUGAGGAAAUUGUUGUAUGAGGCGAGAUGGACGAGUGCAUUGUUCGAUACGAAGAGAUGGGUCAGUGAUUUGGAAGAUGCUUACGAAGAGGCUUGGAGGAGAUGGGUUGCGGGUGAGGGAGGUGAUAUCUGGCUUGACCAGGUUCCGAGGGGGAAGAAUAGACGGAGAUUUGCGAGACCGCUUGGAGUGAGUGAUGUGAAGAGGGAAAGUCAAGAGGAAGGAGCGCCGCGAUGGCAGGGAAGGGAGUGACCAAUUGAUUUGUUGCAUAAGCGGAGUUCUUGCGGUGUUGUGAGGGAGCGGUCUGUUUGAGUGGGAUUUGUAUGCAAGCAUGCAUGGAGGUGGAUUUUGUGGUUUCCUGUUUGACUUUCUGCGUAUCAUGACAUGAAUUGUGAAGCAAGAUUCCCAACUUCUUGCUAUGUGUUCACCAUUCACAUUGUCAGGAGAAUUGAAGUUCGAGAGGAGGGAAGUGGCAGGAGGAGGACAUGUUCCCUUGCGCCACCAAGCAUAGACAACAACAACAAUAACAGAUACAAGAAUAUGCAUAUCUAUUUUCUCUCUGUUAACGAAGCCAUCGACCAGAGCAAGACA
Molecule: messenger RNA, 6073 nt
Organism: Cercospora beticola
Lineage: Eukaryota; Fungi; Ascomycota; Dothideomycetes; Mycosphaerellales; Mycosphaerellaceae
Biological process (GO): protein O-linked glycosylation
Molecular function (GO): glycosyltransferase activity; protein binding
Source: RefSeq, a predicted model, not a curated record